CAAAUUAAAAUAGAGGGAGAUUCCCCUGUAAGCUAUAUAUUGUGCUCAGUCAGUUUGGAACUCUCCAUAAGAAAUAAAAAACCGCAGAGAACCCUAAGACAGUGGGCAAUUUCCCAUUUCCCAAAAUGAGUACUAUGAAGUUUUGCCGCGAAUGCAACAACAUUCUGUAUCCAAAGGAGGACAAGGAGCAGAAGAUUCUCCUCUAUGCUUGCCGCAACUGCGAUCACCAGGAAGUUGCUGAGAACAACUGUGUCUAUAGAAAUGAGAUACACCACUCUGUUGGAGAACGUACUCAAGUAUUGCAUGAUGUAGCUGCAGAUCCAACUCUUCCUCGGACGAAAGCUGUACGUUGUGCUCAGUGUAACCAUGGAGAAGCUGUCUUCUUUCAGGCAACUGCUAGAGGCGAGGAGGGGAUGACACUGUUUUUUGUUUGCUGCAACCCCAACUGUGGACAUAGGUGGAGAGAUUGAUUUUGUGUUGGGCUGUAAACAGUGUUUGGUCUGAUCAACUGAACAUGUAUUUUUAAUCAAAGUAUGGAUUUUUCAUGGUUA
Messenger RNA from Ziziphus jujuba (common jujube), 551 nucleotides. Its product is annotated as DNA-directed RNA polymerases II, IV and V subunit 9A. Gene Ontology annotation, cellular component: RNA polymerase II, core complex. Gene Ontology annotation, biological process: transcription-coupled nucleotide-excision repair; maintenance of transcriptional fidelity during transcription elongation by RNA polymerase II; DNA-templated transcription. Lineage: Eukaryota; Viridiplantae; Streptophyta; Magnoliopsida; Rosales; Rhamnaceae. Bases 126 to 470 code for a protein of 114 amino acids. The record is from RefSeq and is a predicted model, not a curated record. Gene Ontology annotation, molecular function: DNA-directed RNA polymerase activity; zinc ion binding; nucleic acid binding. The transcript has 4 exons.